AUGUUAUAUGAAGAUUAUAUUUGAGUACAUUAAGACUCUCAGUAUGUUAUAUGAAGAUUAUAUUUGAGUACAUUAAGACUCUCAGUAUGUUAUAUGAAGAUUAUAUUUGAGUACAUUAAGACUCUCAGUAUGUUAUAUGAAGAUUAUAUUUGAGUACAUUAAGACCCUCAGUAUGUUAUAUGAAGAUUAUAUUUGAGUACAUUAAGACCCUCAGUAUGUUAUAUGAAGAUUAUAUUUGAGUACAUUAAGACUCUCAGUAUGUUAUAUGAAGAUUAUAUUUGAGUACAUUAAGACCCUCAGUAUGUUAUAUGAAGAUUAUAUUUGAGUACAUUAAGACCCUCAGUAUGUUAUAUGAAGAUUAUAUUUGAGUACAUUAAGACCCUCAGUAUGUUAUAUGAAGAUUAUAUUUGCAUGCUGGCAUCACUCCCUUACUUUACUAUCUCAGUUUCCACACUCUGCAACCCGUAUGUAUGCAUGUUGUAUAUUCACCCCAUGUAUUUCUACAUGAUGUAUGUAUGAAGUAUUUGCUUGAUUCUAUGUAUGAAUUAUCUGCCUGUCUCAUUUUUCUCAGUCCAUGCUAUUGGACAUGGUAUUAAAGUAGCAUUUUCUGGAACUUGGAAUAUAGGAAUAAUGGAAAUUCUCAUUUUUUUUGUUUACUGCAGCCAAGUUUUGAGGCUACUUCACAGUACAUUUCAACUAUGGAGUUGUACACUUAAAGUCAAUGCAUGUCUCUAUUUGCCUCUUUGUACUCUUGUAAUUGAUUUUUGCUCCUUGCUGGUUUAAAUGCAUUUCGAAUGUGAUUAUAAGACAUUCAUUUCUCGUCUUCCAGACCACUUUCACAUACUGACUAACACACUUGUUACUCCUAAGAUAUAUGUCGGUCUUUCUCAUUUCCAUUAUCUACCCUAUACAAUUUUAAUAUCAAUCAAUACCCAUGCGCUAAUGACACAACUUGCAGAUGAGAUGUUGAAACAUAGCAUUACAUUGAAGUGUUUUAUGACGACAAAUAUGUUUUGGCAAUUGCUUUAAAAGGAAAGUGCUCUAGUUUGACAGCAGGUCGGAAAGGAAAUGAGAGCGCUCCCUCGCAGAUUUCCCCUUCGCGGAGGAUGAGCUGUGUGUGCACUCACACAGUACACACGACGCUAAUAUCCAAGAUGAUAUUCUUAAAUGGCACGUUACCUUCUUAUUUCAUUGCACGAUUUGUUUCCAGUCAAGAAAACGCGUACAAUCAAGUUUACAAAAACAAAACGAUAGGCUUUUAUGAUUUGGGGAAACAACAUUCAACGCGCACUCCCAUCAAUUAGGCUGCCACAGGCAAACAAGGAGUUAAUUUGUCUCUGCUGAUGCACAAACCAUCUCCCUCAGUUCGGUCGUCUGACCACGGUAAGGGAGGAUACUUUUGGUGGAGAAGCAACAGAUCUUUUCCUGAGCAACAAAUACCUUCUCGAGUGCUUGGUAAAAUCCACGGAAUAUUUUAGAGAGCGCUAUUCACGGAAAUGAAUUCGCGUUUUAUUGACGAUCUUAAGGAUCAUGAAAGUGCAGGUGAGAGUCUGUCUGCAGUUUUUAAAUAUAUCAAUGUUCACUUUUCUCUGGACAGAGAGCAAUAACAGUAAAUCUUAACGGCAAAUUUCAAAUUUGACAAGUGUGCUUGUUAGAGCAUUUGGCAAGUCCGCCUGUUGCUCCACGACACAACGGAUCUGUAAACUCCUCCUGCUAAAGGUCGUGAAUUAACACUUUGGAGAAUUAAAACAGUUAAAUAGCUUCAUCUGUUUGAUUGUUUUCAGGAAAAAAACUAUUUUACUACCGUCCGCUGAAUUUUGAAUUAUUGACUCUUUACGCCGGAUUGAACACUGGAUUUCUAGUACUAGCGCUGUGGCACAGCUGGCGGAGCUCCUCAAUAACAGGUGGUUUUCUAUUCAAGGCCAAGUCAAUGCUGUUGGCUAACAUAUUGUAUGUUAAGCUGAAGCAUCAACAAUGAGAGGACAAAGAAGAAUAAAAUAAAAUUGAUACCAAACCAGAAAACGGACACUUCUGUGGACUGAAAGACUAGUUUUGACGAUAACACUUUCCCUGGGUAACCUAUCCAACUAAACCUAUGAUUAGCUCAGUGUGUGUUUCGUCUUAUCGUGGGCGCAAGUCAGGCAACAAACCUCCGUCUAAAACAUGUCUAAAGGAAGAGAUGACCAGGGGGGAAGACUCGGAAAAAAUCAUCAUAAACGUUGGUGGCACGCGUCACGAAACCUACAAGAGCACCCUUAGGACCUUGCCAGGCACCCGGCUGGCAUGGCUGGCAGACCCAGACCCCCAGGUGACUGCGGACGGUGACCCAGGGCCGAGCCAUUCGACAAACGAGUUCUUUUUUGACCGACAUCCAGGAAUUUUUUCCUACGUAUUGAAUUAUUACAGGACUGGAAAGCUUCAUUGUCCGGCAGAUGUCUGUGGCCCCUUGUUUGAAGAGGAGUUAGCGUUUUGGGCCAUUGAUGAAACAGACGUAGAGCCUUGCUGCUGGAUGACAUAUCGUCAGCACAGGGAUGCAGAAGAAGCUCUUGAAAUAUUUGAACCUCCCGAACCAGACGACAAUGAAGACGACAGAGAACUACCCAGACGCUUCGGCAUCGAGGAUUGUCCAGAUCGCUCUAGAGGAUGCUGCGAGAUCUGGCAACCAAGAGUAUGGGCACUUUUCGAUGACCCCUAUUCUUCUCAGGCCGCAAGAGCCAUUGCAUUGAUCUCCCUCUUCUUCAUCCUGCUCUCGAUCACCACCUUCUGCCUGGAGACGCACGAGUACUUUAACAUCCUCCAGUACCACAGGGAGAAUGUCACGGAGGGGAAUACCACCAGGGAGGUGGAGACCCCAGAGAUGGUCACCACACCCGGGCUGAUCAUGGUGGAGGGCGUCUGUGUGGUGUGGUUCAGCUUCGAGUUCCUGGUGCGCGUGGUCUGUUGCCCCAACAAGAUGUUCUUCAUCAAGAACACACUGAACAUCAUUGACUUCGUGGCCAUCCUGCCCUUCUACCUGGAGCUGGGCCUGAGCGGGGUCUCCUCCAAGGCCGCCAAGGACGCGCUGGGCUUCCUGCGGGUGGUGCGCUUCGUCCGGAUCCUGCGGAUCUUCAAGCUCACCCGGCACUUCGUGGGCCUCAGGGUCCUCGCCCACACCCUGCGCGCCAGCAUCAACGAGUUCUGCCUCCUCAUCAUCUUCCUCGCCCUGGGCGUCCUCAUCUUCGCCACCAUGAUCUACUACGCCGAGCGCAUCGGGGCCCACCCGGGCGAUCCGCGCGGCACCAACCACACCUGCUUCACGAACAUUCCCAUCAGCUUCUGGUGGGCGGUGGUGACCAUGACCACCCUGGGAUAUGGGGACAUGUACCCAAAGACGUGGUUGGGCAUGAUGGUGGGUGCUCUCUGUGCCCUGGCUGGUGUGUUGACCAUUGCCAUGCCCGUGCCUGUCAUCGUCAACAACUUUGGGAUGUACUACUCACUGGCCAUGGCCAAACAGAAACUGCCCAAGAGGAGGAAGAAGCACAACCCCAACCCGGACGUGCCGACUGACACUGCCUCGUUCGGGAAGUCCGAGUGUAACUCUCCUCCAGACAGCACACAGAGCGAUACAUUCCCACUGGCCGCUGAGGAAACCAGUGGAAGGAGCCGCUCAGACUCCAAGCAGAAUGGUGAUGCCAACGUGGCCCUGUCGGAGGAGGGGGGCUGCAGCCUGACCCAGCCCUUGUCCCCCAGUGAGAAGUGGACCCUACGCCGCUCCCGCGCCCGUGACAAAACUAAGAAGGAGGCCGCCUGCUUCCUGCUAACCUCCGGGGACUUCUCCUGUGUCACUGAAACCGCCGUCCUCACAGGUACUGGUAAAGGGGAAAGUGACGUGUAGGACAGCUUCCUGUAAGCUCCCCGGCCAAUAGAGCGCGGAGCUGUUCCCUCAGUCAUCACAGCCAUCGCUUGACCUUUACUUAGACGACUCAGAGGCAGAUUCCCACCCAGUUCCCUUUCAUCUGCACCAUCCCAUCAAUAUCCCUAAGUGUUUUAUUGACUCGUGCUCACCUUAAGGGUAGAAAGAACAGCAUCUGGUCGAAUCUUUUUUAUUUAUGGAUUUGAUUCAAAUUACCCUUUUAAUGUUUAAUCCCAAUGGGCUCUUUGAUGAAGAAUGCCGUGAGGAGCAGCAGUGUACUUUAGAUUGAGUUGUCAUCAUGCGACUGAAGACAACACAAAAAAAAAACCUCAUUUGUGCGUUAAUUCAUCAUCAAUUCUCAGUGCCACUGUUUUCUAAAUGGACUAGCAUCCAACAAUAAGCAUUUUCAUUCUGGAAUUAGCUUUGCCAUACCAUGCCUAAUUUUUCUGCUUUAUGUGUCACACACAAUAGGAUGUGAAGUGCUAAAAAAAAAAAAAGACAAAUCUCUGAUGAACAGCAGAGUGACAGCGACGCACAAAAGCACGCUGUCACAGUGAGAAGCCAGUGCCACAGCUGACUCCCCUCAUUAUCCGCCCCCCUCCGUCUCAAAUCCCUCUUUGCCUCAAUGACUUGCGUGUCAGCCCCUAGAAUCCCCAAAAGCUUUGUGACAGGGGAGAGAGAGAGAGAGAGAGAGAGAGAAAGACAGAGAGAGAGAGAGAGAUCUGUUUGUAGAGGUAUAUAUAUAUCUCUUUGUAUGAACCCUUGUUCCUCCUUACAGCAUGUUGUGAUCUAUCAGCUGAUGAAUGCAUUCUUGCAUGACAUGAUAAUAUCAUGAGACCUGAUUUGUCCAGAGCUUAAUUAGCAAUUAGCACUAGGGCAAUUCAAGUUAAGAUCAAUAAGGAAAAUACUAAUCGUAGGUCUGAAGAAGCCAUACUAUUAUUGUUACAGAUAAAGAGAUCACUCCCUAAAAGUAAACACAUUAGAAUGAAUUUGGCUUUUUUAAACAAAGUAUAAAUGCAUGCUACUUAUUGUCUUUGGAUCCUGAAACAUUCAAACAUGGAUGAAGGUUGUUCCACAGAGAAGCUUUUACCGCUGUGAUUCUUCUUUGGGUAGAACACUGGGUACUAUCGACGCAUGUAAUGCCUAGUGUAAUGCGAUCUCCCCUGUAACCAGGGAGACAUAGAGACUGCAUGGAGCUGUGGCGCAAGCAGCAUCCCCGACCAUGUAUCUGUGUCUGAACAUCCACAGGGACCCGGGUUUGAAUCCGACCCGCGGGCGGCCAUUUCCCGAUCCCACUCCCCAUCUCUCUUUCCAGCUCAUUUCCUGUCUACCUUCACUAUCCUGUCUGAUUAAAGGCUAAAAGUCCAAAAAUAAAUCUUAAAAAAAAGAAGAAGAAGAAGAAAAAUCAGUAGUAUAAUAGUAAUUUCGUCAUACAUUACUUUGAUUCAUGACUUGCUAAGGGCAGAAUACAGGGCAAAAACACAGCUCCCUGCUCUGAGGUAACUGAAAGAUAACUGCAUUUCGUUGCCUCAGUACCUGUACUCUGUGCAAUGACAAUAAAGUUGAAUCUA
Molecule: messenger RNA, 5463 nt
Organism: Clupea harengus (Atlantic herring)
Lineage: Eukaryota; Metazoa; Chordata; Actinopteri; Clupeiformes; Clupeidae
Gene: kcnc4
Product: potpotassium voltage-gated channel subfamily C member 4
Biological process (GO): protein homooligomerization; potassium ion transmembrane transport; action potential
Cellular component (GO): axon terminus; neuronal cell body membrane; voltage-gated potassium channel complex
Molecular function (GO): protein binding; delayed rectifier potassium channel activity
Source: RefSeq, a predicted model, not a curated record